Molecule: messenger RNA, 2436 nt
Organism: Penicillium cataractarum
Lineage: Eukaryota; Fungi; Ascomycota; Eurotiomycetes; Eurotiales; Aspergillaceae
Product: Zn(II)2Cys6 transcription factor
Exons: 1
Coding region: 1-2436 (811 amino acids)
Biological process (GO): positive regulation of transcription by RNA polymerase II
Cellular component (GO): nucleus
Molecular function (GO): transcription cis-regulatory region binding; DNA-binding transcription factor activity, RNA polymerase II-specific; zinc ion binding
Source: RefSeq, a predicted model, not a curated record
AUGCCCGAGAAUCCGGCCCGCCCGACUCGGGAACCCGCGGCCAAGGGCAAAUCCCGCAAGACAGAGCCAAGCACCGCGCCCAUUCGAAAACGCCGCAAGAGAACCGUCGUGAGCGGUGCUCCCGAUGAUUGCUUUGCAUGCGCCAAACGAGGGGCUCGGUGCGACCGGCGCCGGCCCUACUGCUCCCAGUGCCUCGAGAUGGGUCGUGAAUGCUCCGGAUACAAAACCACCUUGACAUGGGGAGUAGGUGUCGCGAGUCGAGGCAAGUUGCGAGGUCAGAAAUUGCCCGUCAUGGAGACCGAAGGAGAUUCAUCGGCGAGUGCCUCGAAAGGAGCGCAGCGCGCAGCUGCUUCGAGCAGCCAGAGUCCGCCCUCGUCGCAAAUACCUUCAAAUCUCGCUCCACUAUCUACUGCGGCGCCUCCUACGGGGAUGACUGCUCCCAUGCUGGAUCACACAGUGUUGAACUCAAUCGAGUCAGAUCCUCGGCAUCCACCCGCCAUGUCGACGGUUCCAGAUAUGUCCGCAAGCAUGUCGUGGGUUAUGGAUAUGCCCGAUCCACACACCUGGUCUAAUAUACCGGCGGCGCCACCUCAAAUAUCUGGGCUUCCUCUGCCCACUCGUCCAAUGGUCGCUAAUCGCUCUAGCCCCAGUAUCGCAUCGGAGGCUUCAAUGCACUACGCACCCACCCUAAGCCCUGAUGCCAGUUUCGCUGCUCCCAUUUGGCCAGUCGCCCGAAAUUGGCCCGUCACAAACGCGACAUCGCCAUCACAGGAUGCGGACGAGGAAUAUGAACGACGAGAUCCUCAACAUUCAAUACUGUGGGACUCGGGUCAUCGCCCGUCAUAUUCGCAGAUGCUCCUGGCAAGAUCUGUCGGGCGCACACCUCGUCUCCGGUACCUGAUCAGUUAUUUCGCCGAAGUCAUUGCCCCCAUGAUCGUCGCCUUCGAUACCCCUUCAAAUCCUUUCCGUAUUCAAAUCCUCCGUUUGGCUCAAGAUAGUCCCGCUUUACAAGAAGCGAUUGCAACCUUGGCGACGAGUAAUCUGCGUCAGCGUCGGGAACGAAAUCAUACAUCCACCGAGAGAACAUUGCCGGCACGCAUGUCCUCGAUGGCCCAUCGAGCGCUGACCGAUGAAGCAUUCCAAGAUCGAUAUGGUAUCUCGGUUCCUGAGGGCUAUGCCCGCGAAGAGAAUCAUCACCGUGGAAUGGCCGUCAAAGCCUUGAAUGCCGACCUGGCUGAUCCCCGCCGCAGAUUAUCAGACUCGGUAUUAGCAACGCUACUGAUUCUGUGUCUGUUUCAUGGUUGCGAUACUGGCGUGGCCGAGUUCCGGACGCAGUUCGCAGGAGUCACGCGACUACUUGCCAUUCGCAUGCGCCAUUCUCCUGUCAUAUCAGACGAUCUUAAAUGGUUUAUUCGCAUGUUCUCAUGGUUUGAUACCCUGACAGCGACCACGAAUGAUCGUGAUGUGCAGCUUCGCGGGAAAUGCUUGGAGAUUAGCUCGAUCACUGACGGAGAAUGGGGCCUCGAAAAUCUGGCUGGCUGCGAUGGUCGUUUGUUCAAGUUAAUCUCUCAGCUUGGUCGUCUAAAUCUGCUCAGCCAGGAUCAACAGCCGACCGAGUCUCGCCCUGCCGACGUAACCAUUCCCACCGCCUCUCUCCCUCCAAAUAUGGUGUUCCCUGGCUGGAACACCGUCACCGCAGGCACUGGCUCGGGGUCUAUAUCAGACCAGGGAUAUGGCACCUCAAUGCCAACUCCACCACAAAGCAGUGAUCAAGCCAGGAAACCGUCGUCUCCCGCAUUCUGGACUGAAUGGUACUCGCUACGACAACGCCUCGAAUCCUGGCGAUUUGAUCCACCUGCCCAAGCAUCAUUCCCAUCUCCACCCCUUUCCGCCUCCCAUCUAUCCUGGAAUCCACCCGCUUUUAUACCCGCCCCCGCAGCACCCUCGAUGCCAUAUCAAGUAGCUCCCGAGAACCUCCAGGAUAUCUACCAAAUCUCCGAGUGCUUCCGCCACGCCGCACUCCUCUACUGCGAACGACUCGCCGAACCCAGCCUCCCAUCCCGCCACCCGCGCAUCCAGCACCUAGUCCUCCUCGCCAUGCACUGCAUCUGCGCCGUCCAAUCCGACGUAUACCUCCUCUGGCCCCUCUUCAUUGUGGGCUCCGAGUGUGUCCAAGAAGACCAUCGGGCUGCCAUUCGUUCCCGCUGCAAGGAUAUCUCCAAGGACUCGGGCUUCGUAAAUAAUCUCUCCUGCCUGGAACUGCUGGAAAAGAUCUGGGCAGAUCACUCGGACGAGUCAUCUUACCCCGUGUACCCCUCUGAGAUGGGUCCCCCGCCACCACUGGAUGGUAGCGGUCGUCCGGCUCCGUCUCAGGCCUUCCGUUGGUCUCGCGUGAUGCAGGCGAAACGGGGUGAUGGGGAGUAUAUGGUGGUGUAA